This is a messenger RNA of Penicillium crustosum, 168 nucleotides long. RefSeq names its product DUF5310 domain-containing protein. Gene Ontology annotation, biological process: outer mitochondrial membrane organization. The transcript has 3 exons. The coding region runs from base 1 to 168 and encodes 55 amino acids. The record is from RefSeq and is a predicted model, not a curated record. NCBI's taxonomy places the organism in Eukaryota, Fungi, Ascomycota, Eurotiomycetes, Eurotiales, Aspergillaceae.
AUGGCUAACCUCCCUAACUUGCGACGCCUCUUUGUCGAGGCUAGAACGGAGGCGGAGGAGAACGAGUACUCACGGAAGGCCUUCUACAAUCUCGUACUCUUCAUUUCUUCUGUCGCCAUCUUCAGCUUGACUGCUCAGCGCAUGAGUGGACCGAAAGCUGGGCGAUGA